CGCCGUCAGCAGUCGGAAAUAGGCCAUGAGCCCGCGCCAGGACGUCGACCUCGCGCCGCUGCUCAUGAGCGAGGCCGCGCAUGCUGUCGCCGUGGACGACGACGAUGCAGCAACAUCUGCACCGGCGCUCAUGGUCUUUGCCUCGCACGUCAUGCGGCCGUCGGACGUGUCGAUGGUGCAGCUCUACAUCGUCGACCAUCUUCGCGUUGGUGGCAAGACCAAGUACGUCAUUCACGCGCUGCACCUGGGCACGCAGACGCAAUGGUCUGUGGCCCAGAGCUACUCGGCCUUUGAGACCCUGCGCGAGCGCCUCUUCAGCUGUGUGCGCUUUACACGCUAUCGGUGCCCAGGCUGCGUGAGCUUUGGCCGUAUCAUUGAGCGCUUUCCGUUUCCGGGCAAGAAGGUCUUCAAGCACUCGGACAAGGUCGUGUACGAGCGGUCGCUUCAGCUCGCUCGCUUCCUCUCCUGCAUCAUGGCGCACACGUUCACAUCCACCCCCAAGUGCCAGAUUUGCGGCGGAAAGGCAUUCGAGAUCGCAAAAGCCUUCUUGCUCGACGGCGCAACCCCGCUCACUGCCGGCGCGACGCUCGACGCGAUCGCAGAGUCGCUCGAGCCGCGUCGCUUCUUCCACGAGUAUUGUCGGACGGCAAGCAAAAUUGAGUGCUAUCGAGGCCGCACGAUCGUCAAGGUCGUGCAAGUCCAACGCGUGCCGCUCUCGAGCCUGAGUGUGCCCAUGUACACCCCACCCAUCGCAGCAGCCGACCCAAUGACACCGUCGUCCACAUCCAUGGUGCGCCAUCGCCAAGUGGCCGCCGUGUAGGCUGCCAGCGCACGCGUGUAACUACGCUUCCCGUAAUACAUGCGUGCUUGUUUAAUUUGCAAGGGUGAUCGCCGCCAACCAUUCGAUCACCUACUAUCAGA
Molecule: messenger RNA, 921 nt
Organism: Saprolegnia diclina VS20
Lineage: Eukaryota; Oomycota; Saprolegniomycetes; Saprolegniales; Saprolegniaceae
Exons: 1
Coding region: 26-820 (264 amino acids)
Molecular function (GO): phosphatidylinositol binding
Source: RefSeq, a predicted model, not a curated record